Messenger RNA from Symbiodinium sp. CCMP2456, 966 nucleotides. NCBI's taxonomy places the organism in Eukaryota, Dinophyceae, Suessiales, Symbiodiniaceae. The record is from the annotation of a GenBank genome assembly.
GAUGCCCCCCUAUUGUGUUUAAUGCUUUAUGAAAGCCACUACAGCCCUCGCCGCAGGCUCAUGGAGCCGCUGGGGAUACGGAUGCUCUACCGCCGCAGUUUCAUCGAGCUACAGGUGGCAGACAUCGAGGAAUCCCCGAGGCUGCUGCGUGCGAAAAGCGCUCCGCUGCCGACCUUUCCAAGAUGGCCUCCUCCAGACAACGAGCUCAGACGCAUCGAUACAGUCACGAGGUUAUCCAGGCUGAUGGCAGAUGCAUUUGACACUGGCCUUUUUUCGGAAGAAGUGCCCGAAGAAAAACACCAACCAGAGGCCGAGGCUGAGUUGCCGUCAGAUGACCGAGAAGCUGGCUGCACAGGUUCUUCGUCGACCUCGGAGAUGCGUUUCGAUUGCCCUGCCGCACAAGCCCGAGCGAGUACAUAUUGGGACAGCCGCUCGUCGCUCCAAGGAAGGCAGCCGCCUGUGCCCCCUCCACCGGAUGGCUUUCCCAGCCGUGGGGCCAUUGGACACCCACUCUUCUGUGCGAAGCCCUGCGUUUUCGUUCGCACUCGGAAUGGUGAAUGUCCAAACGGGAGGUCAUGCAAGUACUGCCAUGCAGAUCACCCUCAGGCUCGUGACCGACAUCGGAGGCGACCUGAGCAGGUCGUUCGAAGGAGCCUGGAUGAGAUGUCCGAUGUCCAGUUGCUGAUUACCUUGCACGUCGCGCUGUCCAGACACCUCAAUUCUGCACCUGUGGGCAGGGAGCCCUUGCGUGAGAUAAUCCGAUGUUGUGAAGACGACAUCGCACGGUUUCAACCACCGGGAGCAUCGACGCCAGUAACCGCUGGGAUGCUCGGCGCUUUCUCGCGCAUGCUUCCAGGAGCCAUGCUAAGCAUGACCGUGGCACGGUUAAGCCCCGUGCCGAAACAGAGCCUGUCGCGGGCGAUCGAACAGUUCUACCGGAGCCUUGAGUUGAACCGGCCAAUAUAA